AUGUCCGAUCUUCCUCGUACGAAUUAUGACUUCAAACCCAAUCGUGCCGGGGGAGUAGUCCCAAUGGUAAUCAAGCGAUUAUUCAAAUCACCGAAGAAUUUAGAUUUCGAGACAGCAUCAUGGGAGAUGUUCAAUUUGGUUUUUAAACCGAGAACUGCAUUUAAAUCAUUCUAUUACAAACGUCAGACGACAGAAUCAUGGGCUAGGGAUGAUCCUUCUUUUUUCAUUUUACAAAUUGGUCUGCUUACUUUAAGCUCGAUGGUUUGGUCUAUUGUUUAUGGCCACAGCUUCACCCAAUUUAUUAAGAUGAUGACCAACAUGAUCAUUAUAGAUUUCUUUGCAUUUGGAGCAUUCAUGGCUACAUUUUUUUGGAUCAUAUUGAAUCGUUCAUUUUUUAAGUUUAGAAGUGCGUCUAGUGCAAGCGUUGAAUGGGCUUACUGUUUUGAUGUUCACUGCAAUGCAUUUUUGAUUAUUUGGUGUUUGCUAUAUUUCUUACAGUUCUUACUGCUACCGAUCAUUAAACUACAUGCUUGGAUCAGUCUCUUCGUUGGAAAUAUAUUAUACUGUACCGCGUUAGGAUACUAUUUCAUUUUGACAUUUUAUGGAUAUAGUCAGUUGCCAUUCUUGAAGAAUAUUAACUUCAUACUUUUACCAAGUCUUCUGAUGGCGUUACUCUUCCUUCUAAGUUUAUUCGGUAUCAAUCUAGCUGACAAGUUCAGCUUUUAUAACGAAGCCUGA
Messenger RNA from Kluyveromyces lactis, 738 nucleotides. RefSeq names its product Gmh1p (gene GMH1). The record is from RefSeq and is a predicted model, not a curated record. The coding region runs from base 1 to 738 and encodes 245 amino acids. Lineage: Eukaryota; Fungi; Ascomycota; Saccharomycetes; Saccharomycetales; Saccharomycetaceae. The transcript has a single exon. Gene Ontology annotation, cellular component: Golgi membrane.